Molecule: messenger RNA, 736 nt
Organism: Ficedula albicollis (Collared flycatcher)
Lineage: Eukaryota; Metazoa; Chordata; Aves; Passeriformes; Muscicapidae
Gene: GPX1
Product: glutathione peroxidase 1
Exons: 2
Biological process (GO): response to selenium ion; hydrogen peroxide catabolic process; glutathione metabolic process
Cellular component (GO): mitochondrion; cytosol
Molecular function (GO): glutathione peroxidase activity
Source: RefSeq, a predicted model, not a curated record
CUGGGUUCGCUGAAGGGUAAGGUGCUGCUGGUGGCCAAUGUGGCGUCGCUCUGAGGCACGACCACGCGCGACUUCCUGCAGCUCAAUGAGCUGCAGCAGCGCUACGGCCCCCGCGGGCUCCAGGUCCUCGGCUUCCCCUGCAACCAGUUCGGUCACCAGGAAAACUGCACCAACGAGGAGAUCCUUCCAAUGCUCGAGCACGUUCGUCCUGGCAACGGGUACAAACCAAAUUUCAUCCUGUUCGAGAAGUGCGAGGUGAACGGGAAAAACGCGCACCCCCUCUUCACCUUCCUGAAAGAGGCGCUGCCCUUCCCGCACGACGACCCCUCCUCGCUGAUGACCAACCCGCAGUACAUCAUCUGGUCCCCGGUCUGCCGCAACGACAUCGCCUGGAACUUCGAGAAGUUUCUCAUUGGCCCCGAUGGCGUGCCCUUCAAACGCUACAGCCGGAGUUUCGAGACCAUCAAGAUCCAGGAUGACAUUGAGUUACUUCUGCAGAAGGUUGCCUAGAAAGUUCCCUGCCCUUUCCCCUUGCAGCGUACCUCCCUUGCAGGGAGCUACUGCUCUGGCAGAAAUCCCAAUGUCUUGUGCAGGUUUUGCUUAUGAUGGUGCAUCUUCCAAAUCCUUGAAGUGUGCUUGAUGUUUUCAAAAGUUGCACAGGAAUGUUUGGGAAAGUAUGCCAGGGCAAGCAGCUGUCUCAGUGAUUCUCUGAAUAAAAAAUGUGUACUUUCUUUAA